Nylanderia fulva is the source of this 811-nucleotide messenger RNA. It is a transcript of the gene ND-B16.6, whose product is annotated as NADH dehydrogenase (ubiquinone) B16.6 subunit. Lineage: Eukaryota; Metazoa; Arthropoda; Insecta; Hymenoptera; Formicidae. The record is from RefSeq and is a predicted model, not a curated record. Gene Ontology annotation, cellular component: respiratory chain complex I.
GAAGUUCCAUGUUCCAUCUCUCUUUAGAGGACGAGUGACGUUACGUGAUGGUAGACGAAUGUUUUCGAGACUCUUUUAUCCUUUAUCGUGAAAUAUAACCGAGUGAUGUUCUAAUUCCAACACUAUCGCAGGAGGAAAUAAGAUUCGAGGAUGGACGCGGCUACGGGUAAAAGGAUGCAGGAUCUGCCACCUAAAGGAGGCUAUGGUCCCAUCCAAACGGAUCGGGUUAAGCUCCGCACCAUUUUGGGGGCCAAGAACACGUUUGCGCUCUUCUUCGCCACCACAGUGGUUGGAUUCUAUGCUUACUAUCUAAAUUACAAGCUUGUUAAACGAAACGAGAUUGAGAUGAGAAGCACACGUCUGGCUAUCUGGCCAGCACUGAUAGCGGAACGAGAUAGAUCUAUCUUGAAACAAAUGAGACGCAAUCGAGAUGAGGAGGCAGAGUUAAUGAAGAACGUCGAAGGAUGGGAAGUCGGUACUUACUACGGAGAACCGAUAUACUUCCUGGAUGAGGAAAAUCAAUUCAGGGAGCCUCUGUUCAUUGAACACUUUGCGCAUGCUGAUCCUGGUCACCUCGGUGAGCGUAGUUGCCGUCACCUGAUGUCGUAAAGGAAUCGUUUAGCAUUUGGACUUUACGCAGCUUCUGGCCAGAUUUGGCUUCUAUUAUAAAUUGUAAACCAAAAGAACAAACCUGCAUAAAGUGGUAGUCUGUUAAUAAUAAUGAGAAGUGUAAUUAUAUUGUGAGUAAAUUAUUAUAAAAUUUAAAAUAUCCACAGGUUAGAAUAAAAUUGUGUUCAGUAAUAUUCCUGUA